UAAGAAAGAAAAAGGGAGUGUGUUGAGAAUCAAUCGCUUCCGUCAUUCUCUUUGAUCCAACGGCUUAGAUCACUCCAGAACCCGUUCUUGGUCUCACCCUGCACUCGUCUUCACUUCCAUCUAUCACUCAACUUACUCUGAAAAUGGCAAAAGCCUCCAGCAUCUGUAACCCAUUGCCUUCUCUCCGUCGCCGAUUUUCGUAAAUACUAAUGUAUAUUUACAGAAACCAACGCCUUCGAAACAUAACCCAAAAUCAUUUCUUUUAGUUUCUUCUGACAUUUUCAUCCGAUUUCGGUUAAUGGGUUCUUUGGUUUUUGAUCAAAAGAAAAUAUUUUUGAGCAUUUUAGGCGAAAUCCAUUUUGAUUUCCAAUCAGCUUUGAGCUGAUUCCGACUUGAAUCUUCGAGUGCCUUUUUGACACGCGUAAUGAUCAUAGACAGAUACCCUCCUGCAAAGAUGAUGUCGAUGCUUAACAACCCCGAUUUUGCUGAGGACUUGGGGAGGCUUGUUCGAGAUCAAAAGCGACAAGAAACACCGACUGAUGUUAUAUCUACUGAUCUAGAGAAGGAGCUCAACAUUUUCCGAAGUGGGUCUGCACCACCUACUGUGGAAGGCUCGCUGAGCUCCAUUGGUGGGUUGUUUAAUAGCUCAGGGAUGUCAAACAUCGUUGAGGGUGGCGCAAAAGAUGGGUUCUUGAGCGAGGAAGAGCUCAGGGUUGAUCCUUCAUAUGUCAAUUACUACUAUUCCAAACUUGCCAGUGGAAAUCUGAACCCGAGGUUGCCUCCUCCGUUGGUGUCCAGGGAAGAUUGGAGGUUUGCGCAGAAGUUGCAGGGUGGUAAUGGGAAUAGGUCGCUUUUUGCAGUGCAGCCAGGGUUUGGAGGAGAUGAGCAAGAUAAUGCCGGUGGUGGUGGUGAUGGUAGCGGAGCGGAUUGGGAAGGAGAUGGGCUGAUAGGGUUGUCUGGGUUGGGGGAGUUAGGGAGUAGCCAGAAGAGCCUUGUAGAGAUAAUUCAGGAUAAUAUGAAUCAAGCAACCACAGCUCCAAGGCAUCCUUCUCGUCCAGCUAGUCGCAAUUUAUUUGAUGAAGGCAUUGAAACUUCUGAAGCACAAUAUGCUAAUCUGCUUUGUGAUUUAACACCAGCAGAUGGUUUAGUCUCUGGUGCAAAUAAACAUGGAAUUUCUUCAAACCAAAACUUUGGCUCCUUAUCAACUCAAACUUAUGCUUCUGCUUUGGGUGCCUCCUUGUCAAGAAGCACCACACCCGAACCUCAGCUCACAGCUAGAAAUACUACUCCUCGCAUUCCAACUGUUGGAAAUGGGCGGUCUAGUUCCAUGGACAUAAGAAGUGUUGAUACUCCUGGCACAUUCAAUGACAUUGGCUCCAACACUUUCAAUGGUGUCUCAGCAAACUUGAGUGAGUCUGAAGAGCUUGUAGCUGCUUUGUCUGGCAUGAAUCUGUCAACUGAUGGUUCAAUGGAUGGAGAAAACUAUUUACGCUCACAGACUAAACAUGUUGAUAUUCGCAAAUCUGCCAACUCGUAUGUAACAGGACCUUCUAUGCCCACCCUUAAUGGUGCUGGAAGCCCACAUCUUCAGACUGCCAAUAAGAGGAAUCACCCAUUUCCAAACUAUGGCUGUUCUGGGUUUGCUACAAAUCCCUCAUCAGCACCUGUGAUGGAUGGUCAUCUUGGGAGCAGUAACUUGCCACCUCUGUUUGAAAAUGCUGUUGCAGCAUCUGCAAUGGGAGGAGCCAUGGCUGGAGGUUUGACUUUGGGCCCAAAUUUGAUGGCAGCAGGACCGCAAAAUUUUGUUAGAUUAGGUAAUCAAAAUGCAGGGAAUUCUCUUCAGGCACCUCUCCUGGAUCCAUUGUCUCUUCAGUACGUGAGGGCAAAUGAAAUUGUGGCUGCACAGGUUGCAGCUCUCAAUAAUGACGUUACAGUUGAUAGAGAUUACAUCAGUAAUUCGUAUGUCGAUUUAUGGGGACUCCAAAAAGCUUAUUUGGAAGCAUUGCUUUCAUCUCAAAAAUCACAGUUUGCUGUUCCCUACCUCAGUAAAUCUGGUAGCUUGAAUCAUAAUUACUAUGGAAGUCCUGCAUAUGGUCUUGGCAUGGCAUAUCCUGGAGGUCCAAUGGUAGGUUCCCUUUUUCCAAACUCACUUGUUGGAUCUGGGAGUCCUGUCCUGCAUGGUGAGCGGAAUAUGCUUUUUUCUUCUGGGCUGAGGAAUCUGUCUGGUGGAGCCAUGGGCGCUUGGCACUCAGAAACUGGUAGUAACUUGGAUGGAAGUUUUGCAUCCUCUUUGCUAGAUGAGUUUAAAAGCAACAAAACUAAAUGCUUUGAACUUUCAGAAAUUGUGGGACAUGUUGUUGAGUUCAGUUCUGAUCAAUAUGGAAGCCGGUUUAUUCAGCAGAAACUUGAGACGGCCACAAUGGAAGAGAAAGAUAUAGUCUUCCAUGAAGUCCUGCCCCAAGCGCUUUCGUUAAUGACUGAUGUCUUUGGUAAUUAUGUGAUUCAAAAGUUUUUUGAACAUGGAUCUUCAUCCCAAAUAAGAGAACUGGCUGAUCAAUUGAUUGGGCAUGUGCUAGCGCUAAGCCUUCAAAUGUAUGGCUGUCGAGUGAUACAGAAGGCUAUUGAAGUUGUCAAGCUGGACCAACAGAUUUUGAUGGUCAAGGAACUUGAUGGUCAUGUUAUGCGCUGUGUGCAUGAUCAGAAUGGGAAUCAUGUUAUCCAGAAGUGUAUAGAAUGUGUACCCGAAGAGGCUAUUCAGUUAAUUGUUUCAACAUUUUAUGACCAAGUUGUGACACUAGCCACUCAUCCAUACGGUUGUCGAGUCAUACAGAGAGUUCUGGAGCAUUGUCAUGAUGCAAAAACCCAGCAGAUAAUGAUGGAUGAGAUUAUGCAGUCUGUUUGUAUGUUGGCACAGGAUCAAUAUGGGAAUUAUGUUGUACAGCAUGUUCUGGAGCAUGGGGAACCACAUGAACGCUCGGCUAUAAUCACAAUGUUGACUGGGCAGAUAGUUCAAAUGAGUCAACAGAAGUUUGCUUCUAAUGUUAUAGAGAAGUGCUUAACUUUUGGGACUCCUGCAGAGCGCCAAAUGCUGGUCAAUGAGAUGCUUGGUUCAACUGAUGAAAAUGACCCUCUUCAGGUGAUGAUGAAAGAUCAGUUUGCAAACUACGUCGUACAGAAACUGCUGGAAACCUGUGAUGACCAGCAACUUGAACUAAUCCUCAACCGUAUAAAGGUUCAUUUGAAUGCUCUAAAGAAGUAUACUUAUGGGAAGCAUAUAGUUGCACGUGUAGAGAAACUUGUAGCUGCUGGAGAAAGGAGGAUCAGCAUUCUAACUCCGCACCCAGCACAGAUGGCAUAAGAAAGGAAGUUGUACGGCAAACCGAGGAUGGUAUGAGUUGCCUCCCUCUUUCUCCUUUACUCUAGGUCUAGUAACAGCACUACUAUUUAUUUUGAUAGAUGGGAGCUGCUUGAAAAUAAAAACCUGUUAUCUAUAUAGACUGUACUUAAAGCUGUACAUUGUUAGUUUGAGGAUAUACACCUAGAAACAAUCAGGCUUAGCUGAGGCGCAGAACGGCGAACAUGCUGAUGCCCUUGCAGAGGGUACAGAGUGGCUGUACAAGUUUUAAAGUUGUAACAAGCUCGGUAGUUAAUCUGUGUUCGUGACUGUAAAAAUUUUAUCCGAAGUUGAGAGCCUUUGUUGUUUAGGAGAGUCUGGAAUUUUCCUCCUGGAUGAAACUUGCUCCUUUUUCUUAAUUUACUGGACUUCUCGCUCAUCCUUGUUGAGUCCAUAGAGAUUCCAUG
This is a messenger RNA of Rubroshorea leprosula, 3801 nucleotides long. The record is from the annotation of a GenBank genome assembly. NCBI's taxonomy places the organism in Eukaryota, Viridiplantae, Streptophyta, Magnoliopsida, Malvales, Dipterocarpaceae.